UCCCUCGCCUCCGCCUCCUCCGCCCCCAUUUUAAAUUUCAAACCAUCCCCUCCCACCUCCUCCUCCAAAAACCUCGCGUCUCCUGUCUCUCUUCCCUCCUCCCCUCCCCGGCUGCCACGAGGCGCCACGCAACCAGCUCCAAGGUUCCGCCUGCGGGGAGGAGCGGGGGAUAUGACGGGGUGCCUGUUCGGCUGCUUCCGGAUGGCCGGCGGCGGCGGCGGCGAGGUGAAGGGCAGCGGCGACGGCCAGCUCGUGUCUCCGUCCUUGGCCCAGACGACGAAUCACAAGGAUGGUGGGGGGAGGAGGAGGAUGAGGCCGCCGUCCAGGAACGCGCUCUCCGUCGUGUUCCUGCGAGAAGAUGAGGGAUCGAGGGUGGAACAGUUUGCUUGCUCGUGGACCGACCAGAGCGAUGAGAGGAAGAGGGUGGAUCAGGAGCUCAAGCACGAGGCCGUUGUCCAAAAAAGCUGUGGUGCAUUGUUGGAAACUGCAAAACAAAUCCAAACAGUGCCUGAAGAUGCAAAUUCAGUUCAACAGAGGGCAACACAUUCAGGAUGGGUUCCUGCCAUUUCUUAUAAUGUAGAUUCCAUGGAAGCACUGGAGGUUGAGGAUUGUGAAACGCCUUCGAGGUCUCAUCAGAGCUCCACUGUACCAGAUGUAAUGAGUUCUUCCUGGAAGGGGUGUGAUGCAUCAAACCAGCAUGGUUCUGAAGCUAUGACCAAGAUCAUAGAUGCUGAAGCUGUGAAUAAUGAAUCUGUGAAGAACUGUGGAAUCAAGCUGACUCCAGCUGCUUCACAUGCAACUAACUUGAACGAGUUGACAAAUGAAAACAAUACUGAGGCUUGUGUGGAGAAUGAAUACCAACUCCAGAAUCCGGCCAAGGAAUUUGAAAAAUGUGGGGUAUCUAGAGAAGAUUUCUUUCAGCCCAACCAAUCAGAUGAGGAUCCCAAAUGUGCAAAGAAUGACAAUUUGGUCUCUAUGGAAAUAUCAAUAUCUGAUGAAUGCUCCCUUUUUCAGAGCUCUGACGGUUCUGUAUCAUCCUAUAACAAGAUAAGAGACAGCACGAACACAACCUCUAUGGAGAAGGCUCUGACCACUGAGGCAACUAUUCAUGCCACCAGAAAGAAGCUGCUGAAGAACAAUGAUUCAGACCUGGAACUUCCAAGCUUGUCGCAGUGGCUGAAGCCUCCAAAUCCUAAGAAGCCAUUCAGGGAUGAGGCCUUGACAGGUGACAGAUCUCAGUCAGCUAAGAGUACGGAUGAGGAUAGGCCUAUCAUUGGAAUGGUUGCAGCGCACUGGAAAGAUAAAGAGCCAGAAAAUUUUGCUCCUAAGUGGUGGGAUGGAAAUGGCAUUCCCAACUCGACAAAUAAAUACAAAGAAGAUCAAAAGGUGAGUUGGCAUGCAACGCCAUUUGAGGAGAGGCUUGAGAAGGCUUUAUCUGAAGAGAAGUUUCUUUCCGAAAGGAACUGCUCCAGUGGACAGACAACUCAGUUUUUAGGAGUCGAAGGUGAAGAGAGUGAUACCGCUGAAUCUGGACAGACAGACAACCGUAUAUAUGCUGCUGCUUAUGCAUGAUAAUUUCUGUUCACCAAGAGUUGCUGAGGCAUUCAGUACGAUGGUGUUCUGCCAUCCUCCUGGUUGAUGUCACUUGCACAGUGAUGUUUCUCUCUUUGCCAUUCAGUACGUAGUAUCCAGGUGUGACGUAGCUGUCGAUUGCUUUGUACGUAACUCUUAAAGAUUAACGGUUCAAGAUAAAUCAACAUCGUUGAUUUCAAAUUGCUAGAAAUAGCAAAUUGUAUUUAAUGGUAUCCUCAUGGGAUAAUAUAUAGAGUAUAUAAGUGAAACC
Phragmites australis (common reed) is the source of this 1843-nucleotide messenger RNA. RefSeq names its product protein JASON-like. Bases 172 to 1572 code for a protein of 466 amino acids. The record is from RefSeq and is a predicted model, not a curated record. Gene Ontology annotation, biological process: male meiosis II. The transcript is spliced from 7 exons. Lineage: Eukaryota; Viridiplantae; Streptophyta; Magnoliopsida; Poales; Poaceae.